ACAUCACACAUAUUCUUUCAGCCAAAACCUUAGGGAUUAACUACCAUAUUUUUUAAAGCAUAUUCACUCUCUUAGGUAAAAAUGUCAGAGCUGCAAGAGACAGAACAUCUUCCAGAUCAACCUAUGAGGACAGCCGAGCAGAUCCAAAGUAUAAUCCGUAAAAACAAUAUUCUCAUUCUUCAGAUGAAACUUCACAACAACAUGCUGAAAAAGAAGCUGGAAACAAAGCUAGAGGCGGCUGUGCAGAAGCUGGAGGAACAGGUGAACAAGAAAAUAGAACAAAUGAGUGUUCAGAGCCACUACCGAGAGGUUCUGAAGUGCCGUCUGGAAGAAAUGAAACAGCAUCACGGUAGCCACAUACACAUGGGCCAGACUGAACAAGAAACAUGUCAGCAAAAGGAACAGAAACCUUUAGAGCUUCAGUCCAGUCUUGAAAAGGCUCAUAUGAAGUAUGAAGAAGCUCAGCAACUUACUCUAAUCUAUUUGGAUAUUAAGAAAGAUCUUCAGGGUGAAAUUUUGAACUUUAAAAGCUGCCUGGAGAGCAUGAAGGUAGCAGUAGAGAGGCAAAGGCUGGUGGUGAACAAGUUGAAGCACAUUGAGAGGGACCUCUGCAUGGCUAAGGAGGAGGCAAAGGCUGCCCUGCAGACUCAGAAAGACCUGACAAAUACAACGCAUCACCUGAGAGAGCUACACAGGGACAACUAUGACAUGGAAGAGAGAGAGAAAGACAGAGAGAGGCUGGAGUCCCCAAUGUUGCUGGCGAAGCAUGGUCCCGAAGUCCUUGAAGGGGAGACUCUGUGUGAAGCUCCUGCAGAGACUGCAACAGAAAUAACGGCUACUGACUGCAAUGACAUUUUCCAAAAGUUUGAAGAUCCCUCAACUGACAAUGAACCAGAGAAUGUCGUACAGCUCUUUAUUUCUCAGAGUGAUACCCUCCAGCAGCUGGAGCAUCUUGCAUCCAAAAACAACACAUUCCUAGAAUGUCUGAAGGAAGAACAAAGGAGAAUCAAAGAGGAACUUAACCAGAUCAGAUACAUUGAAAACAGCAGACUGACUCGCGAGCACCAGGACCUGGAGGAGCUUAUAGUUCAGCUGCGAGCCAUAGAGAAGCGCAGAGAUGAUGCCGGCAAUCGAGCAAAUGAACUGUCCAGCAUUCACGAUAAAGUGAGGACCGUCUUAGAGAACCUUGACAGCAAACUACAAGUAAUCAGCACAAAAGUGAAACGAGUUAAGAAGAUGACCAAGAUGCCAUCACUGCAAGCAGAUGAAGCAAAAACUGUUGAAGGGAAAAGACUGAACAAAGCUAAAGUUCAAGCACCAAAUGUACCAAGACCACUAAAAAAGAAAAAGAAAAAAAGGUUAAAGACAGAGCUACACCAGGGCAUGUGAUUUGGCAUCAAUAAAAUUAUUUGUCAAACCCUGAAUUCAGAUUGAUAUAUAUCAUGUUUUCUUUAACAGAGUAACUGAACAGGUCAAGGCAAGGCAG
Molecule: messenger RNA, 1486 nt
Organism: Erpetoichthys calabaricus (reedfish)
Lineage: Eukaryota; Metazoa; Chordata; Cladistia; Polypteriformes; Polypteridae
Exons: 10
Coding region: 82-1389 (435 amino acids)
Biological process (GO): cilium movement; outer dynein arm assembly
Cellular component (GO): cilium
Source: RefSeq, a predicted model, not a curated record